Molecule: messenger RNA, 149 nt
Organism: Racocetra persica
Lineage: Eukaryota; Fungi; Glomeromycota; Glomeromycetes; Diversisporales; Gigasporaceae
Source: the annotation of a GenBank genome assembly
AAACUAGAUAUUAUACAACUUCAAGUUCAUCUUCCUGAGCAGCACAUCACAAUUUAUCAAGAUAAUAAUAGACAUACUCUUAUUAUAAAGAUUUCCCAAUAUGGUAGAUAUAUAACAGAAAACAUAGAGAAUGAAAGUCAAGACAGAGG